Suillus paluster is the source of this 561-nucleotide messenger RNA. RefSeq lists its product as uncharacterized. The transcript is spliced from 3 exons. Bases 1 to 561 code for a protein of 186 amino acids. The record is from RefSeq and is a predicted model, not a curated record. NCBI's taxonomy places the organism in Eukaryota, Fungi, Basidiomycota, Agaricomycetes, Boletales, Suillaceae.
AUGUUACCCCUAGCCAUACAGGACUUUCUGGACUUAUCAUCUGAUCCAGAUUUUGAUGGUUAUCAGGCUGAUACCAGUACCCCCAUCAUGACUUUAUCUGACGAUUUCCUUUUGGAUCCCACCAAUUGGACUUCAGAUCAUCUCAGGUUCAGUAGAGCUACACCGACCAUACCUGCUCCCCCCCUCCCCAAAGACGAUCCAAGCAGCAUGACAGAGCCGGAGAGUGAACCCGAGAUAGCUACACCAACUAUGCCUACUCCCCCCCUCCCAAAAGACGAUCCAAGCAGCGUGACAGAGCCGGAGAGUGAACCUGAGAUAGCUACACCGACUAUACCUACUCCUCCCCUCCCCAAAGACAAUCCAAGAAGUGUGACAGAGCUGGAGAGUGAACCUGAAAACCUACCCCAGCCUGAAUUCAGCACGCCAAAAAAGAAAACCUUCUUUGACACUCCAAGUCCCCCAGGGCCGGAUUCACUUUAUUGGAAGUAUGUGUCGCAUGAAGAGGAUGAAAAAUGGUAUGAUCGUUCGCAAACAGACAACAGCUUUCUUAAAGUACAUUGA